AUGCCCCCGCAUGCAGCCGGUAUCGCAAUGCCUCUCAACUUCAGCUCCAGACAGAAGCGCGGCGAGUACCAUGACGGGAAAGCGCAAAGUACCGGGAGAGUCAACACCUUCGGCCAGGUCGCUAUACAAUUCCACAGGAACACGACGCAUCUGAGAUACUGGUUCGACAAGCUCCAGAAAGAUUCCGCGGCAUGCCGACCGCCGGGAUGCGCAAAACCGCGAAGAAGCAGCACAACUCUGGUGGAUGAUUUCAUCAGCGACAAGACCAGCAGUAUCGACGCACCGCGACUGAACAUCGCAAUACAUAUCUGUGGGUCUCGCGGCGAUGUGCAGCCUUUCAUUCCGAUCGCGAAGCUGUUACAAGCUGCUCCGUAUCACCAUCGAGUGCGCAUCUGUACGCAUCCCGCCUUCAAGGACUUUGUGGAAAGUAACGGGGUGGAGUUCUUCUCCAUCGGAGGCGACCCCGAAGCACUCAUGGCUUACAUGGUGAAGAACCCAGGGCUACUACCAAACAUGCAGUCCAUCAAAGCCGGCGAGAUUGGCAAGCGACGAAAAGAGAUGGCCGAGAUGAUGGAGGGGACCUGGAGGAGUUGCAUCGAGGCGGGUAAUGGCAUGGGUGAGAGGAUUCCAGCGUUAGACGUGGACGCGCCUGAGGAUCUGUUCAUCGCAGAUGCGAUUAUUGCCAACCCUCCGUCCAUGGGCCACAUUCAUUGCGCGGAGAAGCUUGGCAUUCCGCUGCACAUGGUCUUCACCAUGCCAUGGUCGCCAACAAAGGCUUUCCACCACCCCCUAGCGGCCAUGGAAUAUGGCGAAGUUGAGAGGUCGGUCGCGAACUACUUCAGCUUCGGCAUCAUGGAAUUGCUCACUUGGCAGGGUCUCGGAGAUGUCAUCAAUAAGUUCAGAACGCAGACAUUACACCUCGAUGCGAUUAGUCCACUCUGGGGUCAUCGCUUGCUUACGCGACUUCAUGUUCCGUACAGCUACCUUUGGUCACAGGCUUUGAUCCCGCGGCCACCUGACUGGGACUCACACAUCACCAUUACCGGUUUCUCGUUCCUGGACGCUGGGUCGAAUUACACGCCGCCGGAUGAUCUGGCUGAAUUCCUUGCGAAAGGCCCCCCUCCAGUGUAUAUUGGAUUUGGCAGCAUAGUGGUGGAUGACCCAGUGGCUCUCACCAAGCUUAUCUUCGAGGCCGUGAAGCUAGCCAAAGUUCGGGCCAUAGUGUCCAAGGGCUGGGGCGGCGUGGGUGCGGGUGAUGUGCCGGAUGAUGUGUACCUCAUUGGUAAUUGUCCGCACGACUGGCUCUUUCAGCGGGUAUCUUGUGUAGUUCAUCACGGAGGUGCGGGUACGACAGCUGCCGGGAUUGCCUUAGGAAGGCCUACGGUUGUUGUGCCCUUCUUCGGUGAUCAGCCCUUCUGGGGGCAGGUAAGUCUUCAUGAAUGA
Molecule: messenger RNA, 1443 nt
Organism: Alternaria ventricosa
Lineage: Eukaryota; Fungi; Ascomycota; Dothideomycetes; Pleosporales; Pleosporaceae
Exons: 2
Coding region: 1-1443 (480 amino acids)
Biological process (GO): carbohydrate metabolic process
Molecular function (GO): UDP-glycosyltransferase activity; hexosyltransferase activity
Source: RefSeq, a predicted model, not a curated record